Zonotrichia albicollis (white-throated sparrow) is the source of this 692-nucleotide messenger RNA. Lineage: Eukaryota; Metazoa; Chordata; Aves; Passeriformes; Passerellidae. The record is from RefSeq and is a predicted model, not a curated record.
CAAAUCCCUGAGUGAUGAGGAGAACCUGAAGCUCUUUGGGAAGUGCAACAAUCCCAAUGGCCACGGACACAACUACAAAGUUGUGGUCACCGUGCGUGGAGAGAUUGACCCGGUCUCGGGGAUGGUGAUGAACCUGACAGACCUGAAGGAAUAUAUGCAGGCAGCGAUCAUGGAGCCCCUCGACCACAAAAACCUGGACAAGGACGUGCCCUACUUCUCUGAGGUGGUGAGCACCACGGAGAACGUGGCUGUGUUCAUCUGGGACAGCCUCCAGAAGCUCCUGCCCCAGGGCGUCCUGUACAAGGUGGAGGUGCACGAGACAGAGCAGAACGUGGUGGUUUACAAGGGAGAGGAAACAAUUGUCAAGUGAAAUCAGCCUGGCCUCAGCUGCUCAGCAGAAAUCUCCAUUCUCAGCUCCCUGCCCAGCGUUUCCUGCAGCCAGCCCUGGUUCUGUGCUCCUGCAGGACGAGGGCAGGUGUUUCACCAGGACCCUCCCAGCAGUUUGCCCAUCUGGCUUCUCACAAUGGGUUGGUUUCUCUGCUUUUCCUCAAGACCUUCCUGUUUUGCCAGCUGAUGUGAGAUUUAGAGUUGUGCCGUGGUAAAUAAAGCAGCUUUGGGGAGAGGAGGUGGCCUGGCAAAAUCCCCAAAGUCUUUGAUUUCUCUCUGAUUAAAUAUUGAAUUAAUUUAUUUGA